Messenger RNA from Lachnellula hyalina, 1404 nucleotides. RefSeq names its product N amino acid transport system protein. Gene Ontology annotation, biological process: amino acid transmembrane transport. Lineage: Eukaryota; Fungi; Ascomycota; Leotiomycetes; Helotiales; Lachnaceae. Gene Ontology annotation, cellular component: vacuolar membrane. The transcript is spliced from 6 exons. The record is from RefSeq and is a predicted model, not a curated record. The coding region runs from base 1 to 1404 and encodes 467 amino acids. Gene Ontology annotation, molecular function: amino acid transmembrane transporter activity.
AUGAUACCCGCUACUAGGGAAACCAACAGGCCGUCGCCAAGGCCUGAAUUGGAGGAUGGAGUGAAGAUUCUAGUCGAUAUUAAUGAAUCCUCCAGGGAAAGUAGUAUGUCCAAGACGCCCGAAGGAACCAAGGAACUCCAACAGUCACACUCGCAAACCGAGAAAGAUGUUUUUUCUGAGGAGGGUGGAGCAAACUUUCGAACGUUGAGUUGGCCGUACGCUGCUGUCAUAUUUGCGAAAAUGGAGCAUACCUCUUCGGACAAUACAAAUUGGCACAUCGCUCAAUCCACAGUUGCGCUGAUGGCGCAAGAUUGGACUAGUAUCGUGGCUCGUGACUGGAGUGGCGGAAACCUGAAGUGGGUAGCUGCAACAAGGAACUAUGCUGAGUUUACCUUUAUUUUUACUUGGGUUGUAUGUGGAGGAGUCACAAAAUUGGCAUUCACCAUCGCGCUCAAUGCAGUUUCCAGCCACGCCAUGUGCACUGUCGCUUUCGGUGCCAUUGCCUACUUCAUCAUUGCUUCCGCCGCAAGUAUUCCAAAGCUGAAGGACCUUAGCUGGAUAGCCUGGGUAGGAUUUGCUUCCAUCGUCGCCGCCAUCCUCACAGUCGUCAUCGCCGUCACCCAACGCGAACGUCCAGCUGCCGCUCCCCAGACCGGCCCCUACGACCUGGGCUUCAAAGCGCUCCCUCCUGCGGGCACCACAUUCGCCGCCGCAUGGUCUGCCGCACUCGCGAUCUUCUCUUCCUCAGCCAACACCCCGGCAUUCCUGCCCGUCAUCUCAGAGUUUAAGAAGCCUCAACACUACUUUCGAAGUGUUUACGUUAGUAUGGGCUUUAUCAAUGCCGCCUACUUCUCCCUGGGCCUAACCAUGUUCGCCUACUGCGGUAAAUGGAUCGCGAGUCCCGCCCUAGGCAGCGGCGGCCCGACCAUAAAAAUCAUCUCCUACGCGCUCGCAAUUCCGGGUCUCGUAGCCGGCGCAGUCAUCACGAUCCACAUCGCCGCCAAAACGCUAUUCGUGCGAAUCCUGCGCAACACCGUGCAUCUGGAAGGAAACACCAGGACCCACUGGUUCGCGUGGUUCGGCUGCACGUAUGGCCUCGGGCUCAUUUCGUGGCUUCUGGCUGAAGCGGUUCCGUUCUUCAACUCCCUCGUGGCGCUGAUUGGGGCUCUGGGGUUCGCUCCCUUGGGUGUUUGUCUCCCGGCGCUCUUCUGGUUCCAUAUGCAUCCUGGAUACCGACGGGGCACGUGGAAACAGAAGACUGCGUGGGUGUUGCAUGCUGGGAUGUUCGGUGCUGGACUCUUCACACUUGUUGUCGGGACUUAUGCUGUUAUCAACGAGAUUAUCGACCAAUAUAAGAAUAAGCAGGUUGGAGAAGCGUUUAGUUGUGCCGAUAACAGCAUAUGA